This is a messenger RNA of Kwoniella shivajii, 3837 nucleotides long. Its product is annotated as GTP-binding protein LepA. The record is from RefSeq and is a predicted model, not a curated record. Gene Ontology annotation, cellular component: mitochondrion. The coding region runs from base 1 to 3837 and encodes 1278 amino acids. Gene Ontology annotation, biological process: positive regulation of translation. Lineage: Eukaryota; Fungi; Basidiomycota; Tremellomycetes; Tremellales; Cryptococcaceae. Gene Ontology annotation, molecular function: GTP binding; GTPase activity; protein binding. The transcript has 16 exons.
AUGAGCUCGGUUAUCCGUGCAAGUAGGCCUUGUGCCGCUUGUUUACGCCGACUUCAAGCAUCUCAAUCGCUUCUUCCUUCGUGUAGCUCGACACUGGCAACGGCUGGUAGUUCGAGCAGCAGAUCAAGUCGGUAUGGCAGGACCAUCGCUGAUGGACCGUUCUCUCCAAAGCGGUUUCUCGCAAGUACCAGCAGGAACUUUGCCAAAGCAUCAGACAUAACAUCGAAGAAGAGGACAGUACAGAUGGGCGAAUUCCCUCCGGAGCGAAUACGGAAUUUAUCUAUCAUAGCUCAUAUUGAUCACGGCAAAUCAACUUUGGCUGAUCGACUACUACAGAUGACAGGAACGGUACCAUCUUCUUCGAAUCCUCAAUUCCUGGAUAAGCUAAAAGUGGAAAGGGAAAGAGGUAUAACAGUGAAAGCUCAAACUGUAUCGAUAAUACAUAAACACAAAAAUGGGGAGAAGUACUUGAUCAAUCUCAUUGAUACACCUGGACAUGUAGAUUUCAGUUAUGAAGUUUCUAGAAGUUUGGGUGCUUGUGAAGGUGGUUUAUUGUUAGUCGACUGUUCUCAGGGUAUACAAGCUCAGACCCUGUCCGUUUUCCACCAUGCCGUGGAAGCGAAUCUCAAGCUGCUUCCAGUGAUAAAUAAAGUCGAUUUACCUCACGCAUCACCAGAAGAAACCUCUGAAGAGAUUGUGUCAUCUUUAGGAUUACCCAUAGAAGAUCAUAUGAGGAUCAGUGCGAAAAGUGGCUUGGGCGUAGAUCAGGUUUUGGAAAAUAUCAUCGAUAGGUUACCGGCACCGAAAGAAUGGGAAGCAGAUGAUGGGAAAUUGAGAGGAUUGAUAUUUGAUACUUUUUACGAUCAGUUUCGAGGGGUAGUCUCAUUGGUUCGAAUAUUUUCGGGAACGCUGAAGAAAGGAGAUAAAGUGAGGUUCCUUCAAGCUGGAAAGAGAUAUGAGAUCCUGGAAGUUGGUAUCAACAAUCCCGAGGAAGUCGUAGUAGAUCGAUUGAGGGAUGGUCAAGUCGGGUAUGUGGUUUGUAAUAUGAAAAACUCCGAAGAAGCUUUUAUUGGUGAUACUAUAUGCCAUGCGGACAAGCUAGUAGAACCUUUACCUGGAUUUAAGCCCAUGAAAGCGAUGGUCUACGCAGGUGUCUUUCCUAUGGAUAGCUCAGAUUUCCCCAAAUUGGAGGAGUCGAUAGAACGAUUGACCUUGAACGAUCGAAGUGUGUCGAUACAGAGAGAGUCAUCUGCUGCUCUCAGUCAGGGAUUUCGACUUGGUUUCUUGGGAACACUACAUAUGGAUGUAUUCAAACAACGUCUGGAAGAUGAAUACUCUUCAGAGGUAAUCAUCACAGCUCCUACAGUGCCGUACAAAGUCGUCUAUUUAAAUGGCAGUGAGGAGUUUGUCUCAAACCCAGUUGAUUUCCCCGAAGUUGGGGAUUCUAAGCUGCGAGUGAGACAUAUUGAAGAACCAAUGAUCAAUGCAACAAUAUUUGUUCCAAAAGAAUACAUAGGAGAGAUGAUGGAUCUUUGUUCACGUUAUCGAGGUGUACAACAGGAAUAUCGGAUCUUGGAGAACUCAGACCGAGCCAUUCUGAGAUACUCUCUACCUUUGGCGGAAAUUGUCACAGACUUCUUCUCUGAGCUCAAAAGCUCUAGUUCAGGUUUUGCAAGUUUUGAUUAUGAAGAUGCGGGGUACCAACAAUCCAGCUUGGUCAAAUUGAACAUCCUGAUCAACAGUAAACCCGUUGACGCGUUAGCAAUGAUCGUCCAUAAGUAUGCUGCACAAAGUGUCGGUAAAGCAUGGGUCAAGAAGCUUAAGGAAGUCGUACCUCGUCAGCAGUUCGAGUUAUCUCUUCAAGCUGCCGUAGGUGCGAAAGUAAUCGCCAGAGAAAACGUGUCUGCGUUCAGGAAAGAUGUCACUGCGGGUUUAUACGGAGGUCAUUACGAUCGGAAGCUCAAGCAUUUGAACAAGCAGAAAGAAGGCAAAAAGAGGCUAAAGAGAUUAGCUGGAAAUAUCGAUAUCCCUCAGACUGCUUUCUUCCAAGUUUUAUCCUCAAGACCAAGAUCGUUUUCGACUUCUGCUAGGACCGAGUCCCUAUCCCUGAUGAAAUCAAAUGUCACCCCGACGUUGGAGCAGUGGAACCCUGUUAGGGAUUCUAGUAUUACCUUCUCAUCUUCGUCUGCAGCAUGGCAAUCUUCAGACGAUCCCAUCGGUCAAAACCUUCCCACUCCUACUCCAGAUAUUCCGACUAUACCGGAAAAGCCCUUGAUCAUUCCCCCUCCUAUAGGUCGAUCUACUAUCUCUCCCCCAGAAAGGUCGCACAAACUUUCCUCAAUUGGUCGAAUGACCUCUUCUCCUCCUCCUACAAAUGUAACUGCUACACAAUUAUCCGAGGCGUUUCAAGAUCUGCAUAGCUUAUCACCUGAUUCACACGUUUUCUCGCCCGGAGAAAUUCAUGAAAUCGUCUCUGCUCUGCGAGCAUUACAGAAGAGAGAAGCUGGUGAUAGGAAAUCGGCAGUGGAACAAAUCGAACCUAUAAUACGUGAAUUGAAAGAUAUCGUUGGCGGUGAUUCAAAAGCCAUCAAAAGACUGGAACUAGAAAUAAUAUCAGCAUCAUCGAGAACAGAAAGAAAAGUGAAAACGAAAGAUAUUCUAAAAGCAGAAUCAAAUUUCAGAUCCUUGUUUCCCCAAGUACCCUCAAUUGAAGACGGCAAAGCUAUGGAAAGAUAUAAGAAAUCAAUCAACCAUUUGAUGUAUUUAUGUGCUUUAGCAGGCCAUGGAAGUAGAUUAGAAGAUUGGUGGGAUAAAUUAGAAAGAAGGAAUCUAGCUCCAGAUAGUUAUUCAUACCUUUGUCGAUUGAUCUUACUGGAAAAAUCCAAUAGAAUAAAUGAAAUACCUCAAAUACUCGAAAUGGCUUUUGGAGAACGACCACAGCGAGGUGAACUCGAAGGAGCGAAUUCCAGCAUGACACCGGAAGAUAGAAAUGUUUUAGUGAAUUUCGCGAUACAUGCUUUUGCUCGUCAAGGAAGAUUCGAUGUCGCCAUUUCAGCUUAUUCAAAAAUGAUCAAACUCGAUUCGACUGAUUUAGGAGUAUUGCUUGGAUCAGAACCAGCUCCUUCUUCUCGUUUUCGUAAUCAGGCCAUGUCAAUCAUACCUAUUCCAGAAGGCGUCAAAGUGACAAGAUCAACCUUUGGCCCAUUAUUAGCUUCAUAUGUUGAAAAUGGAAAUUUACAAGCAUCUCUCAUCAUGUUCAAGAAUAUAUUCGAAUCCUCUUAUUCCCCCACAGUCAGAGACUAUAUAACUCUUUUUAGAGGAUUUUCGGUCCAUGGUGAACUGCCUAAGGAAGGAUUAGGUGAAUUAGGAAAAGUAUUCGGUAUCAAUACAUUUAUUACAUCUACAUCAAGUGAAAAUGGAAAUGGAAGUGGAUAUAUAAAGGAGAGAAUAGAUUUCGAAGAUCGUUUUACAGAUUUAUGGGAACAAGGUUCUUCAUCUUCUUCAUCAUUUUAUUCGAAUAUACAUGCCAAACCACCUUCAAAGGAUAUAAAUGAGUUAGGAAACGAAUGGACAUUAGAAGUCCUUCAAGAGAUAUAUUCUUCUUUCCUCACACUUCAUCCGAUCUCACCUAAUGGUAUGAAAGGACCAAAUAAAAAAGCAAUUUGGAUAAUCUUGAAGGCUUUCGCAAGGACUUCAGGUGAUACGUAUGUAGUCAAGAAGAUAUGGGAUGAUCUAAUCCUCAAAUUCGGUGAAAACAACGAAGAAGGUUGGAAGGAUUGGAAGAUUGAUAACAGGUUGACAUGGGCUAGAAAGACCUUAUAUGGUGAGGAUGUCUAG